GAAGAAGGGGUGGAUGAAUGAGUGUGGUUGGAGGAACGGGUGAGAGAGAGAAUGUGUGAGUGAGAGAGACAGAGAGAACCGAAGUAUGAGCUGGAAAGGAGGGGUAACACCAUUUCCAGUAUUCUACGGGACUUGGAAGAAAAACGUUCAUUCCUAAAGCGGUCGGCUUCAUUAUCAUCAUCACCCCCCUGCGCUAGAGCUUUCACUACUUUUAUUUGGACUUUUGUCUGCGUCAGACAUGAAUGGUGGUCGUUCCUUUUUUCCCUUCAACCCUAAGUACAUACAGCCUAAACAAAAUAAACCAAGGAGGUAGCGGUGAGGUCGAGGUGGUUGUUGGUCACUUUUCUUUCUGAGUCUUCUCCUCAGCGCACUCGGGAUGGAUGGAUAGGAUGGACUUCGCAGACGCGGGAGACGGAGCGCGCAACGACGAGGCUUUUGGAAACUUUCACGUGGAGUAGUUCAGCGGUUCCACUCAAAGGCGUUUGGCGACGCUAACAUUAGAGGCGCUUUUCUUUUGCGUGGGGAAAAAAAACGAACAACCAAAAAGAAUGGCCCGGACGGCUUUGUUUCUCCUGCUGUGGAUCUUGACGUGGCUGGGGGAUGCGAAGAGCACGUACCCGCAGCGCUACAGCCUGUACUCGGGCCAGACGCAGUCUCCUCAGCACAACAGCGCAGCCCACGGAGCGCGGGCGGCCAGCCGACACAGGAACUGGUGUGCGUAUGUAGUGACGAAGACAGUGAGCUGUAUGGUGGAGGAUGGGGUGGAGACCUACGUCAAGCCAGACUACCAUCCUUGUUCCUGGAAUGUGCAAUGCUCCCGCGUAGUGGCCUACCGUACCUUCAUGAGGCCCAGGUACAAGACGACGUACAAGAUGGUGACGGAGAUGGAGUGGAAGUGUUGCCAUGGUUACAGCGGGGAAGACUGCAACGUGGGCCCCGUGGGGGGCUCCGGGACCCAGGUGUCCACCACCAGGCCCCGGCCUCGGCCUGGCCAGGGUGGGACCGGCACCGGACAGGGCGGAGGAGACAGUGGGCGAGGGGACAGCGACAAGAUGAGGCGGCUGGAGGAGAAGAUCCAGAGCCUGACCAAGGACCUGGACAACGUGAAGUCCACCCUGCGCGGCAUGAACGGAGGCAGCGGGGGAUCGGGCCACACCGGCAGCACGAGCCAGGGGGGAGGAGGAGGAGGAGGAGGAGGAGGAGGAGGAAGGAACCCAGCAGACGCCGCCCAGCCAGAGAUAAAGGAGAUGAUCAACAGCAUCCAGAACAAGCUGGACCAGCUGGAUAACCGCACCCAGGACCAUGACAAAACGCUUGUCAACAUCAACAACCACCUCGUGAACGGCAAGGGCAAAGAGCUGGAGGGAGGACUGUCUGGAGGAGGAGGAGGAGGAGCAGGAGGAGGAGGAGGAGGAGGAGGCGGCGUGGGAGGAGGGAAGGGGAACUCCCUGAAGGAGGAGAUCCUGAGCGAGCUGGAGAGGAGGGUGUCUCUCUCCUGCUCCUUCUGCCAGGAAGGUGUGGAGAAUCUGCGGAACCAGCAGCGGGAGGACCGCGAGAGGAUCCGCGCCCUGGAGAAGCAGCUGACCGUGAUAGACUCCCGGUACCGCCUGAGCCUGGACGGGCUGCGGCGGGACGUGACGCGCUCCCAGGGCUGCUGCGACGGCGUCGGUGACCUGAAGACGCGCCUCGCCGGCGCCGAGCGGAAGAUAGCCGCCACCUCGGAGAAAUACGACGUCAUCCAGACCAAACUGGAUAAGGGGCCAGCUGGAGGAGAGGGAGGAGGAGGAAGAGGAGGAGGAGAAGGAGGAAGGGGGGGGGUCGCCGUGGUGACGGAGGACCUGCUGGACGCGCGGCUGCGGGACCUGGAGCGGCGGGUCAACGGCUCGGCGCGGCAGGCGGAGAGGAGCUGCUCCUUCGUGGAGAACGAGGUGAAGGACCUGCGGACGGUGUUCCUGGACCGCUUCGACGACCAGGGCUUCCGCAUCUCGGACGUGGAGCUGGACGUGGGCCUGGUCAAGGACCAGGUGACGGAGCAGGACGGCAGGCUGGCCCGCCUGGAGAACGCCACCGCCCUCGUCGGCCGCAGGAUGGAGGAGUGCGGCUGCGGCCUGGACGCAGGAGGAGGAGCGGGUGGAGGAGGCGGUGCAACAGGAGGAGGAGGAGGAGGAGGAGGGCAGGGAGGAUCAGUGACCGGCGGGGGAGCAAGAGGGGAAGGAGGACGGGGAGACGGGGGAGGGAAUAGAGGGACGGGAGGAGGAGGAGGAGGAUUUGGAGGAUCCGGGGGAGCUGGAGGGAGAGGGUCAGCAGGAGGGUCGACGGGAGGGACCCUCGGAGGAGGCAGCGGGGGGGCUGCCGGGGGACUACCGGGGACUGACGACACCACAGAGAUAUCUCUGGAGUGGAGGGUCUUCGCCAAUGAGGACAAGAUCCACCGCUUCAGCACCACCCUCAGAAAUCUGUCUGUGUCCGGAGACUCUCUGUUCGACAAGGUGGUGGACCUGAGCCACGACGUGCGUAAGAUCAAAGCCCUGACGGGGGACAGCGGGGAGCACUUCAACCGCAUCGUCACCGAGAUCGAGACCCUGGGACACGGCUGUGGGGACACGUGCAGCAGGGUGGAGGACGAGCUGCGCAGGCUGAAGAACGACACCCGGAACGCCCUGGACCGCCUCCAGGUCCGCGUCGAGACCCUGCAGGGCGGCGGGGGGGCGACCCACCGGGGGCCUUGUUCCCAGGGCUGCUCCGACCUGCAGGAGGAGGUGGGCCUUCUCAGACAGGACGUGGAGAAGUGCGCGCGACAGUGCAAGAACGGACCCGACACGUCCGCAGACGGGGGUAGCGGCGGCACGGGGAUUUCUGGAGGCGGGCUGGGGGGCGAGAAGCCCCUGGACGGCCACAGCGUGAUCGGGGGCACCCUGAACAACAACCACCUGAAGAGGCUGCAGGGCGAGCUCUCAGAGGUCCUGCUGACCUUCAGCUCCAUCAACGACACGCUGAAGGGCCUGGAGCACACCACGCACAAGCACGGCAGCGUCAUCACCGACCUCGGAAACACAAAGGACAAGAUCAUCUCCGAGCUGGACAAGAUCCAGCUGGAGGUGAACGAGCACAUCGAGGGGAGCCGCGACCGGCUGGACGGGAUGGAUCGGGACGUGCGGCGCUUCGAGAGCACCCUGGUGGUGGAGAUGGGCGACUGCAGGCGGUCCGGCGACGGGCUGGAGAAGAGGCUGUCCAAGCUGGAGGGGGUGUGCAGCCGGAUGGACGGCGUGUCGGACUCCCUCCAGAGGAUCAAGGACGGGCUGAACAAGCACGUGACGGGCCUGUGGAGCUGUGUGAGCGGCCUGAACUCCACCGUGAUCGCGCACGGAGAAAUCCUCGACGACAUCCAGAACGAGCAGCUGGACGGCAUCCACGGCAACAUCAAGAACCUCAACUCCUCCAUCAACCACGUCCUCGACGCGUUCCAGAGCUUCUCGGAGAAGGAUCUGACCGGACCCCCCGGACCCCCCGGACGCCCAGGAGAGAGAGGCUUCACUGGUCAGCAGGGUAGCAAGGGUCCCGUCGGCCCCCCUGGGAGAGUGGGAGACUACGGACCAAGGGGAUCACCAGGUCCCAAAGGUGAAGCAGGAAUGCCUGGGGCCGAUGCCAAUGUGCCCAAGCUGUCCUUCUCUGCCGCCCUCACUAAACCCAUCGAGAGACCUGGCACCAUCAAAUUCGACACCAUCUUUGUCAACGAAGGAGACUUCUACGACCCUUCGACAGGCGUGUUCACCGCUCCCGUGGACGGCCACUACUUCUUCAGCGCCGUGCUGACGGGCCACAAGAACGAGAAGAUCGAGGCGGUGCUGUCCAAGUCCAACUACGGCAUGGCCCGCGCCGACUCCGGGGGCUACCAGCCCGAGGGCCUGGAGAACAAGCCGGCGGCGGAGGCCCGGACGCCGCCGGGCGCCCUGGCUGUGUUCAACGUCAUCCUGCCGCUGCAGGCCCAGGACACGGUGUGCAUCGACCUGGUGAUGGGCAAGCUGGCCCACUCCACGGAGCCCCUCACCAUCUUCAGCGGGGUCCUGCUGUACGAGGACAUGUGAGGGGAGGCCCCCCCCCCCCCCCCCCCCCCUUUGGAUCACAGAGAGGUCAGCUUCCGCGAGGCUGUUCCCCUCACACUCUCCUUCCUGUGAACUUGCUUGUUGAAAGGAGAUGGAGGAGAGACGAGGGAGAUGAGAGACCUGUGUUGACUGCAUGUGUGGAAGAAGAAUAGAGGAGAAGAGGAGGAAUGAAUGAAUGAAUGGACUUUUUUUUGCGACUUGUGUUUCGACGUUGACAACCGGAUUUAAGAGAGGAGAGGGAAAAAAAAAGAAAAAAAAAGAAUGAACUAAAACUAAACGACGAAGCCAGAGAAUGUUCAGAAAAAUAACUUUUUUCAAUAUUAAAUAUUGAAAAUAAACAGGAGGAGGAGUCCACUGCCUAAAUUAUUACAUCACUUCCUUUGUCUCGUUCCUGGCUCUCAGAGUGGUGAUGAACGUGAUGGAAGCACAUGAACUGCUUGACUACCAGAUAAACGCUUAGAACCUGAGCGAAGACUUUUACCCGUCCAUAAUCGAAUCGACUGCGUUGCAUUUCUCGAGACAUGCUCACCACACAGAGUUGUACUACUGCAGAAAGAUGUAUGUUACUAUUACGGUGCCUCAUUUUAUAUAAAUCACUAUGGACAAGAGCUAGGCUUACGGCAAUGGCUUUAUGCACGAAAGCCCAAAGUCUUGAUGACUAUGUACCUGUUUUAGCUGCCAAGUGAUUCCCUGCCAAAGAGCCUGUGUCCAUAGGCUUUCAGUUGAGAUAAUAAAGAAUCCUCUAGUGCCUUUAAACACGUAGCAAUUGAUUUUGAGACGUGACCCGACUGUAGAUUCUAUGGCAGAAUUCAUUGGAUUGUGUCUAUAGGAACUUUGUUUUUGAGUUAGCAUUACUGAGAAGAGGCUAUGCAAAUACUGACGAAAUUGAAUGCAAUAGCGCUCUAUUAAUGCAAAUGACAGUAUUUGCUACGGAAGAGAAAGGACAAUGUUGUAUGGAGAGCAAACCGUGUGCACAUAGCUUUACACAUUUUUGCUACAGAGAUCAAUACACCAAUCAAGGUCAAAGGACAAAGUUAAGCCAAAGUUAAGCCAAAUGUCUUGUGUGUUGGAGUACAGCAGCCAGAUGUGAAGAAAUGGUGACUCCUAUUUCAGCUUUUUUAACUCGUGUUAUUCUAUUUGGAUGAAUUCACAUUGUGAAUGUUUUGUUUCUGCUUUAUAUCAAAGUGCACCUUUCUUUCUCUUUUUGUUUUAAUUUUUUAUAUCUUUCCAUGUGCCUUUCACCACAAAAAGUCCAUUGUAAAGGAUUAAACAGUUUUCAAGAUUUGUCCAACCUCACCACAAAAUCAUGCAAACACAAAAAGACGUCUGACAUGUACUCAGUGUGGCCCUUGAUUAUAAAAACAGACAGAAAAUAUAAUUUCGAGACUCAUAAGACACCAUCUUGAAAUAAACAUUAAUUCCAAUAAAAAUAAAAAUAUUCUAUGUUACAA
Molecule: messenger RNA, 5554 nt
Organism: Gadus macrocephalus (Pacific cod)
Lineage: Eukaryota; Metazoa; Chordata; Actinopteri; Gadiformes; Gadidae
Gene: emilin1b
Product: elastin microfibril interfacer 1b
Molecular function (GO): protein binding
Source: RefSeq, a predicted model, not a curated record